Messenger RNA from Grus americana (Whooping crane), 2910 nucleotides. It is a transcript of the gene DNASE1L3, whose product is annotated as deoxyribonuclease 1 like 3. Gene Ontology annotation, biological process: apoptotic DNA fragmentation; programmed cell death involved in cell development. Gene Ontology annotation, cellular component: nucleus. Lineage: Eukaryota; Metazoa; Chordata; Aves; Gruiformes; Gruidae. The transcript is spliced from 8 exons. Gene Ontology annotation, molecular function: DNA nuclease activity. Bases 92 to 1015 code for a protein of 307 amino acids. The record is from RefSeq and is a predicted model, not a curated record.
GGCCACAGAGGGACGGAUGCACAAACACACACACACGCAUAUAUAUUUAUAGCCACACUCGCAGCAACUCAUUUUGUCCAAGUCCCUGAAGAUGUUGCUCUUCAUCUUGCUUUCGCUCUUCAAUUUUGACCCAUCUCUGAGCCUAAAAAUCUGCUCCUUCAAUGUGAGAUCUUUUGGAGAAACAAAAAUAGCCAGACCUGAAGUCGUCGAUGCCGUGGUAAAGAUCAUUUCUCGCUGCGACAUCACAUUGCUGAUGGAAAUAAAGGAGAACAAGAACCUGGUUUGUCCUCUCCUGGUAGAGAAGCUCACCAGUCAGCUGAAGGGGCCGAAGGAGGAAUACAGCUGCGUGGUCAGCCAGAGGCUGGGAAGGAAGAGCUACAAAGAGCAGUAUGCCUUCAUCUACAGGUACCAUCUGGUAUCGGUGAAACAAACCUACCAGUACCCUGACACCCAGCCCGGGGAUGAGGAUGCCUUCUCCAGAGAGCCCUUUGCCAUCUGGUUCCAGUCUCCAAAAACCGCUGUCAAAGAUUUUGCUAUAAUCCCUCUGCACACCACACCAGAGACAGCAGUACGGGAGAUUGAUGAGCUCUAUGAUGUGUAUUUAGACGUAAAACAGCGCUGGAAAACCGAGAACUUCAUCUUCAUGGGAGACUUUAAUGCUGGAUGCAGCUACGUUCCCCAAAAGCAGUGGAAGAACAUCCGGCUGAGAACUUACUCUGAAUUCAUCUGGCUAAUUGGCGACAAAAAUGACACAACGGUGAAGAGAAGCACAAGCUGCCCGUAUGACAGGAUUGUUGUCAGUGGGCAGAAUCUCAUCCACUCUGUUGUGCCACAUUCUGCCAACAUCUUUGAUUUCCAGAAGGACUUCCAGAUGACUGAGGAGCAGGCACUGGGGGUGAGCGACCACUUCCCUGUAGAGUUUGAGUUAAAAACAAGAGGCGGCUUCUUCAACUGGCUGAAAUCACAGUUUUCAAGGAGGAGGAGACCAAGAAAGAGCCGUCGUUCGAACUCAUGAGUGUGCCGAGUCCUCUCACGUGGUGUGGAAAUACAUGGAAGCCAACAGAUCUUGUAGAAGACUAGUGUAGAUAUACUCACAGCAAGUGCAAUAUUUAGUGGAAAAAAACCAAACAAAUAUUUUGUUAAACUUCAAAUAUUUGGGGUAAGAAAGUGAAUUAAACCUUCAGGUUAUUUUCCUUCUUGUACAUGAAAAUAAAUCAUCUAGAAGCAGCACACUAGGCUUAUGUACUGUUGCCAAAUGUUAUGAGCUACUAAAAGGCUAAAAUACUUCUGUACGCUUUACCUGUAAGGGCUGAAGGACAGGGAUCGCCAUCUGUUCGCAUGGGCUCUGGAGCUCUGCCAUUCCUCUGCAGGGGCAGGGAUUAGAAGGAUCUUUCUGCAUCCUGCAUAUGUGUGGAUGCUUCAGAGCCGUGACCAGUGGGACACAGGUCUGUGCCUGGUGAUUUGCAAUGUAAAAUGUUGCUGAAUUUAGAGUAUUUGCUUGGUCUGGUUUAAAACUGCUCACAGCAUCAAAGACUUGGGGAAAGACAGAAAGAAAAGAUAGAGGGACAGGCACUGAGAGCCCCUUUUCUGCACUAACCCAGCCAGGGAGCAUUGGGGACAGAACGCUGGGUUCCCACCCCUGCCUGCCUGCCAGCUGCCCUCACCCUGCCUGCAAACUGCAGGCGAGAAGUCCUGUGGAUCCCAGGUGACAGCGCUGCCAGAAGAGAGUGUGAGCAAAACUUAAAUUAAAAUCUGAUUUCAGCAUCCUGACAUGGAAGUGAGCUGCAUCUCCCCUCCCAAAAAACCUCCAUGGCAGCCUAAAGUUCUCCAAUGAACCAAAAUUUAAUGAUGAUUAUUUAAUGUAGUGGUGCAGCAAUCUGUUUUCUCAGCUCAGCCCACAGGCUGUAUUUAGUGCAAACCAAACCCUGUCACACAGAUGGCAUCUGAAAAGUGGGAAUAAUCCAACUGUUAGUAGAGGCAAAUAUUCAUCUCCCUCCAUCAAGAUGCCCUGGUUUGUCUGCUGAUGGGACAGGGAGGGCUAGCAAAUGAUACACGCUUUUAGCGGAGGAAAACAGUUUGGCCUUUGCGAAACUCGCUGUCUGGGGAGAAAGAAUUUGAGGAAGAAAACAAAACUGAGAGGAGAUUAUCCCAAGGGGGAGGGCGUGCAGGGCAGACAACCACCCCCCCCCAACUUUCAAUAGUAAUUAAUCUUGAAACAAUACAGCAUUUCAUAAGCUCCCUUGGUUAUACCCCAGCCAAGGCAAAAGGAGAGAAAGAGCCUGAUUUAGAAGAAAUAUUUACAUUGGGAUUUUUUAUAGAAAUGCUACUGUCUGGCUGACAUCAGCGAUGGUUCACGUGAAGGCUGAAAUCAGUCUGAGUCUCUGGUCUUAUGUCUUAGUCCUACAUAAAUCCCUACUGUCUUUUGGCUUUCGGAAAGAAGCAAUGCACAAAGGAAUAAAUCACAUUCCAAGAAAGCAAUAAUGGAUACAUUCGAUCAUGAAAAAUACGUAACUAUGACUAAGUUUUGCUGAAAAACCUUUGUCCUUAUUUGUGACAUUGAAUAUAAUCCUUCACCCAGCAUCUGAAGAGACGAGACGUGGCCAGAGAGUAGCUGCUGCAGCGGCUGCAGCCUCAGGCAUGACAUUAGCAGCUGUCGGUCUGGAGAUGCUGUUGCAGAGAGGCUGAGCAUUUGACCAGCAGAGAGACAUCUUAAUGCAAAAUGAAGCUCCUCCACGAGAGCCAGGACGCGCUUUUGUGGGACUAAGCAGACAGACAGCAUCCGCACUCAGUUCAUAUUGUUUGAUAGGGACUGGGACGUACAGUCAGCACAGUGGAUCUCUAUAGAUAUUCCUGUGUUUAUUCCACAGAUUCAUUAGACAAUAGUAUAAUUACAUCCUAAAAUGUUUAAAA